This is a messenger RNA of Monodelphis domestica (gray short-tailed opossum), 3763 nucleotides long. RefSeq lists its product as uncharacterized. The record is from RefSeq and is a predicted model, not a curated record. Lineage: Eukaryota; Metazoa; Chordata; Mammalia; Didelphimorphia; Didelphidae.
AAUUAUGUCCCUUCCUUAUCCCUAUCUUCUCAAAGAUCCAAAAAUCUGAUUGUAGCCUUUGAGCUCUCUCUCUCUGGAAAGAUUAAUCUCCAGAUAAAUUGAGACCCUUGAAAGACAGCAUAGUCUAGAAGAAAGGGAAUCCACUGUUGAGCUAAGCCUCCAAUCUAUGUUACUUGAAGCUGGUUGGACCCUUCACAUGAGAUUCACCCAUUACUUGAAUCCUCAGGUGCUAUAGAUGGGGAAUGAUGAAUUCAGAUUUGAGAAGAAAGAGAUCAGUCAGGAUCACAUUUGGAAAAUUGUUCUGCACUUUCAAUGAUCACCAAUUGCUCAGUGCCACUGAAACCCAUCUUUUUAACACCAGUUUCUCCCUGCUAAAUGGCUGUGAAUUGGAAGAAUUAAAAUUAUAAGCUAUCCUAAGGACAAUGCAGAGAAGAAUGUUGAGCGAAGCCUUGAAGGAUAUAGAUCUUCUCUGAGUCACCUUUUGUAUUGAUUAACAUUCUAUAGAUAAGUGAAGAAACAGAAUGUAGAUGGUUAAAUGCAAAGCUGUUGCUCUGCAAUUCCAGGAGGAUCUCAGGUAAUUAAUCUGGGGUUGGGGACUAAAGACUCAAUCAUGGAAUAGAUGUCUGAAGAACACCUGGUUUUCUCAGCCUCUCAGGUACCGUUCCCUCAAGAGGAAGAAAGUAAAUUUUUUGGAAAUGGGUACUAACUGACCCCCCCCCCCAUAGUUGCUUAUUAUUUGUAAUAGUAAUAAUCCCUUUUUUGUACUGGAAACUAAUUAGUUGGGAGUUGGGAGGAAGAAUGUUUAGGAAAAUUGUAGUUAUUAAGACCACUUGAAAAAUUUGAUAGACAUUUCCUUAGAGUGCAAAAAUGGAAGAAUAAAAGGAUAUUUUAUCUAGCUCCACAGGGGCAUGCCUUCGGAAUCUGAUGGAAUUACUAGGAGCUAAAAAGAAGCUCCCUUCUGUUUCCUUGAAAACGUCCUGUAAUAGUAUUAUUUCUGAAUCUAUCCUGGCUAGGCCCUUACAGAUGAAUGAAGCAAUUCUGGCUACAGGGAAGUUUGUUAUCUCCAUCAUCAUCAAUUGGAAUUGAGCUGAUAUUGGUUCCUAAUCCUUGGAGGUCUAGAAUAACCUGUUUCCUGUUCUGCUUGAAACUCCUACUGGAGAAACAUCCAACAGCACAAUGAAAAGAAGACAGAAGACUUUGCCAAAUGCCUCAGCCCAACUCCCUGGAAAAGGCCUUCCUCAUCGGGCCAAGAUGGACGCGUUACCAUGUUCCUCAAAUCGGACCAUAUUGUUAAAUGAACAAGAACAUCAGUCCAAGCCUUUGAUAAUGCCACGUCUAAAACAAAACCAAGCCAAAAUCAAGGUGUUGCCCCAUCCUGGCCACAGGAACACAUCUAUUCCCUCAUCAUGCAGCAAACACCAGAUGCCAAUUAAUCAAUUAUCCCAUGUUGAGAAUCAGCCAAUGGCUGUACCCUUACCCCAUCUUGACCAUCUGGGCUCUGCCAAGCCUACAGCCACACAAUUAUCACGCACUAAACAUUGGGCUAGAAGCACAAUUCCUUCCUUGCCAUUUCCUGAUUUUAGGGCAAGGACACCUAGUGCUAUAGCUUUACCAUGCUCAGAAAACUCUAUAACUCCUCCACUUAGCCCUGACCUCUGGAACAAGACUUCACUGGACCCAGAACACUUUCCUAGGAUUCCCCAAGGAUUUGACCACUGGGCUGAAAAUGUACAACACCUCAACUAUUGGCCCACAAUUUCCCCAUCCCCUAACUAUCAGAAUGAAGUUACAUCCCAUAUAGACAGCAAAACAAAGGUCAAAAGUAUACCUUCUCUAUCCUUUGACCACUGGACCAAGGUCACAACUACUCCACUUCUAUCCUAUAAUCCUCAGUCUAAAGUACCACAGACCCUGAGGCACUAUGAAAGGGGUAUAAUCUCUCCAAUACCAUUGCAGAUAUUCAGUCACAAAUACAGAGCCAAAGGUAAACCAGUGCCAUGUUCUGAUUCUUGCUCUAAAGCCUGUGGUGAACCAGGCACACAUCAGAGGGCAAGUCCUCUACCAGAGGUUGAUGAAAGGAAAGAAGAGAAAAGUGUUAAAGGUGGACUAAACUUCAACCAGUUGGUCAAAGCUUCAGAUCCCAAACAUUGGGCGACAUAUCCAUUAGGACCAAAGGAUCCUGAAACUGAGAAAAAGUUAGUCCCUAACCACCAAGUCUCACUUCCACCAGGUCCUGAGCGUUGGACUAAAGUUUUACCAGAUUCUGACCUAAGGUGGACCAAAAUUCCACCAGAUCAAGAAUACCAAGCUAAGUUUCCUCCUGACUCUAAUAUCUAUACUGAGUUUUCUCUGGGCCCCAAUUGCCCAAGUAAUGAUGAACUUGUGCCAGAUCAGAGGCCAAAAUCUCUAUUAUCUCCAAUCCGGAAGGUUAAAUCUUCUCUGGAUACCGAAUGGCAACAGAGAGAGGCUAAAAUGGGUCCUAAAUCACAAGUUCAUUUUGCUUCAGGACUAAACCACAAAGUCAAAUUUAUACAAGGCACUGACCAUAGCAUUAAAUAUGAACGAAGAUCUAAACAGCAGGAUGGAAUUUCAUCAUGUUCCAACUGCCAGACAAGAGCUACACCAGAUCCUGACAAGAGAGCUAAAAUUCCUUUAAAACUCAGAAAUUAUCCCACAUUUGCUUUAGACCCCACACAUUGGGAUACACCUUCCCAAAAUACCAAUAAUCAGGCUUCUACUUACUCACACCCUGACCAUCAAUCCACACUACCUCUGGGCAACACACAACAGGUCACAUCUCCAACCCCCAAACAAUGGAUCAAAGCUUCAGAAGCACCCAAACACUGCACCACACAUUUUCCAUUGCUCAAAGAUCCAGACACAUUUUCCCUAGCACUAGACCUUCAGCAAAUAUCUCCACUGAGCUCUAAACAUAGACAAAUGAAUCCACCAAUCUCUGAUGACCAGCUGGAUACUCCAAGAGACCCUAUCCCUUCACAUCAUGACCAUGAUGCCACAGCCUUACCACAGCCAGACAAACAGAUGAAGGUUUUGUCAGUCCCCAAACACCAGACCCAGACAACAGAGAAUAAAGAAUCCUCGUGGUAUUUUAAUUAUAUUAAACCAUAUAUAGUUGAGGGCGGUACUGUCCACAAAAAUACUAUGAAUAACAUCAUAAGUUCUAUCCCUCAGGAAGAAAUAAAAAAUGAUAUUAGAAAGCAAAUUCUUCUUAAGAGGAUGAAGGAAUGUACUCAUUUUCAGGAUAGAACCCGCCUCUGUUCAAAUUAUAUUGUCUGUAUCCUCUGUGCUUCCUGGAUUCCACAUGGCUGUCCUCAUUUGGAUAAAAUGAAUGGAGAAGCAAUAGCACAACUGUUGGCUAUUCCAACACCUGUUCCCGGUUCUGAUAUAAGGAUGGGUAUUAAAUUUAUCCUCAGACUUCCCCCACAAAAGACAUCUCUUGACAUUUACCUCCCAUUCACAAAUUUUGGUAUGCCCCACCACAAAUAUUAUUCACCUGCUUUUCCUUCAUCAUCCUGUUCAGAACCUAUGCCCUCUGAAUCUCUUCUGGUCUCAUGGCUUGACUGUAGCCAUGAUCAGCAUCAUCAGUCACCUCAGAGAAAAACGACUAAAAGUCCAGAACUAUUACCAGGAAAAAUGUCCAAGAGAAAAGAAGAAUCAGUGGAAUCUGGGGGAAUUUUCAAAGCUUUUCUGGAGAGAUAUCAAAUGAAGAGGAGGGAAAAUUAAAGUGUCAUUCUUUCCUAAA